Branchiostoma belcheri (Belcher's lancelet) is the source of this 1406-nucleotide messenger RNA. Its product is annotated as glycine receptor subunit alpha-3-like. The coding region runs from base 2 to 1306 and encodes 434 amino acids. Gene Ontology annotation, molecular function: neurotransmitter receptor activity; chloride channel activity; transmembrane signaling receptor activity. The record is from RefSeq and is a predicted model, not a curated record. Gene Ontology annotation, biological process: chemical synaptic transmission; signal transduction; chloride transmembrane transport. Lineage: Eukaryota; Metazoa; Chordata; Leptocardii; Amphioxiformes; Branchiostomatidae. Gene Ontology annotation, cellular component: neuron projection; synapse; membrane. The transcript has 11 exons.
AAUGUUUGUCGUCUUCUGCCUUACCCUCGUGUUAAAUGCAGCUGUGGCAGAUUUGCAAGAUCAUCACAACACAACAUCAAUGGUGGAACACAGGUUGCCACAGAAUAAGACAGGAACAUUUGCUUUAUACGACCUCCUGAGGAAAUACGACAAGCGUUUCCGACCCAACUUCAGAGGCUCCAACGUAAGGGUCACAGUUCAGAUGUACGUGAAUGAUCUGAGUUCCAUAUCCGACUCGGCGAUGGAUUACAAACUCAUCUUCUUCCUACGACAAAGAUGGAACGACCCGCGCCUGCGCUAUGGGGACUACGAACCGGAAGUGACGCAACCGUUCGUCACCCUGGACGAGUCGGCCCUGGCGGAUAUCUGGGUUCCGGAUGUCUUCUUCGAGAACGGAAAGGGCGCCGCCUAUCCGGAGGGGAAGGAACACACCACGCUCAUCCGGAUUUACCCACAAGGGGAUAUCUUGUUCACACGGAAGUUGUCAUUUCUACUGUCCUGCCCGAUGAACUUCCAAACGUUUCCUUUUGACACCCAGAAUUGCGGAAUCCAGAUGGAAAGUUACGGGUACACUACAGACGAUCUCUCAUUGGAAUGGGCGGAACCGGAACCUCUGGAAAUCAACAGCAACAUCCGGUUACCAGAAUACGACCUGGGAGGUUGGAAGUCUUUUCAAUGUGACGUCAAAUACCUCACUGGCACGUUUUCUUGCAUCAAGGCCACCUUCAGCCUCACACGUCGUUAUGAACACUACAUUCUACAGGCUUUUCUACCAUGCAUAUUUCUGGUGAUCCUGUCCUGGAUGUCGUUCUGGAUCAGUCCUGACAGCGUGCCUGCCCGGGUGGCUCUCGGCAUCACCACCAUGCUGGCCUCCAUAACCCUCUCCAGCUACUCCAACGGCGCCACACCGAGACUAUCGUACACGCGAGCCAUCGACAUCUACAUGCUGACGUGCGCAGUGUUCGUGUUCCUGACCGUGGUGGAGUUUGCCGGGGUUCACUACGUCUUCAGGCGGCGAGCCAGGUUCGCAGGCCCGCUGGGCCGGCUCCUCCGCUACGAUAACAAAGCGACGCUGGCCGUGCCACAACUCGUCAAGAUAACCAUGAGAGAACCCAACCACAAUGACGUUCCGGAGUGGGGCGUGGCUAAGGACCAACAGGACAACAUGGCCGCCGAUGACGUCAUCAACAUCCACGUCAAACUGUCGUGCAAAAUGGACGUCGUGUCCAGAUUCCUGUUCCCGACUCUCUUCCUGAUCUUCAACAUCGCGUUCUGGUACAAAUACGUCGUCCAACAAUCAAGUUAAUCCGACUCUUGAGGGUCAAUACAAUUUUUAGGGCACGGAAACCCGAUUUUUCAAAGUCAAUAGUUUAGUCAUUUAUCUACAUACUGAGUUAAAACAACAC